Mucor velutinosus is the source of this 297-nucleotide messenger RNA. RefSeq lists its product as uncharacterized. Bases 1 to 297 code for a protein of 98 amino acids. Lineage: Eukaryota; Fungi; Mucoromycota; Mucoromycetes; Mucorales; Mucoraceae. Gene Ontology annotation, biological process: mitochondrial respiratory chain complex IV assembly. The record is from RefSeq and is a predicted model, not a curated record. The transcript has 3 exons. Gene Ontology annotation, cellular component: mitochondrial intermembrane space.
AUGAGUUUUGGCAGACCUCCCAAUAUCGAAUCUUCACCAGGAAAAGCUCCAUUAAGAGGCAGUUUCCCUUUAGAUCAUGAUGGUGAAUGCAGAACCUUCAUGAAGGAUUAUGUCAAGUGCUUGAAAGAAAAUAAAAACAAUAAUGGGUUAUGCCGUCAAUUCUCAGAAGCCUAUUUGCAAUGUCGCAUGGACAAUGGUUUGAUGGAUAAAGAUGACAUGGGAAACCUUGGUUUUGCUGAUUUGCGCAAGAACAAGCAAGAGAAACCACCCAAUUCAAAGGCAAAAGAAGAAACAUAG